AUGGCGUUGAGACAAGGAACUUCUCCUCCGCUAGAUACGCCUAGCGGCUCUAGAGACUGUGACAAGAAAGGCCGGUCCACCUCGUGCUAUUUCUGUCAGAAAAGAAAGCAAAAGUGUGACCAUCAGCUUCCUUCGUGUAGUACCUGUCUCAAGGCUGGUGUCAAAUGCGAACAGCCAGAGAAGUAUGGAAUGACCUCGAAUUCGAACGUGUUGAUGUUGGAGAAGAAAAUAUGCCAUUUGCAGAAACUUUUAGAACAGAAGGCUUCUAUGGGAGUUCCGUUGCCGAAAUAUACCAUGGUUCCAGUGACUUGUCCCCAUUCUGCUGCUAGUCCUCCUAUCGACGGAUUGCACGUUGACGAGAAAGAUUACCGAAGGUCCAUUUUGGGAAACUAUCAACUACAAGAUUUCUUGGAAGUUCCUCCGAUCAACAACAUUGAUCCCAAAACGGCUAAACAGCUGCUGGAGAUAUAUUUUGCUCUUUUUCAGUACAAGUUCCCUCUACUAGUGGAGAGAGAUGUAUUGGAGUUCCACAGAGCCUAUUUUGCCAACGAAAUCGACAACUAUGAUGAUUUCCACUUCAGUUGUGCACGGAUGUGGCUGAUAUUUUCGAUUUCAGCACUAUUGCACAUGACUACUGGGAAAUACAAAGGCCCUUCCCCUGCGGGAUUCUUCUCUACUGCUUUGAGGCACGCUUCCAAGCUGCGGAACAUCACUCCGCUGCAAAAAGUGGAAAUUCUGAUUCUACUGGUGUUUUACCUGAUCAGAACAGACAAAGAUUCGUUCUUCCUGUUUGACGUGGUUAGCGAAGCCAUGCGCCAGUGCAAAGCAUUAGCCCUUCAUCGCAGGCAGGGCUACGAGAACAUGGACCCGGAUCUCCGUGAUCGGCGCAUGCGGUGUUUCUGGUGCACUUAUCUGCUAGAAAAGGCAAUAGCAUCUUCUGUGGGGAAGCCCUAUGUUCUAUUGGAAAGCCAAAUGGAUCAAGACAUCCCCAUGUUUGACCAUGAGCCGUCCAAGGCCAAUUCCACCAAAAGUGGCACCAUUUUUGUCAAUGAGGCCAUCAAAAUUCGCCGUAUUGAAGCUAAGUUUGUGGAGGAACUGGAUCUGAAUAAUCCUGAGUCUAAUGCCACUAAACACCAGCUUCCCAAGGUGCGGUGCUAUUUUGCAGACCUGGAGAACUGGCGCCAGGAAUGCCAGGGGUUUGGAACAAAGGGUAUUGAGAAUGAAACGCUUAGUGUAUACUACUGCCGGUCAAUCAGGACUCUUAUACAGCCGUUUUUGGAGCUUUUGGACCCUGAAGACAGACUUUUCAAAGAGUGCCAGGCUGCGGCAGGGCAAAUCUGUCAGUCGCUCAAAUCAUUUCAUCAGCGUACGGUCACGGGUCAUUCCAUAGUCCAUAUUCACACCAUGUUCGUUGCAGGUGUCACCCUGAUUUACUGUCUUUGGUUGACAAGAAAUGUGGAUGACCAUCGACGUCGCCAGCUGGGAGACGACUCCAAGCACACGCGGCCCACAGUCUCGGAAGCACUCUUUCGCGGAUUGGACGAUCUAAGAUCAUGCUCAGUCUGUCUUUAUGUGAUGGCUGAGAGAACUAGUUAUGCUAUUAGUUUCAGAGAUACUUUUGACGAUCUCUUGCAUGCUACCAUGGCGAACUUGAUUCUUAGAUGUGGUCCAGACUCGAGCGAGAUCAUCUAUAACAGCAGUCCAGGUCUUCCGCCAGCUGUGGUGCGGAAACCUCUAACUAACUAUGCUCUAAACAUCAAGUUGAACAUGCGAACCACCGAAGCUGAGAAAAAAGAGGAGGAAGAUCUCAGAAAGAAGCAGGGCCAGCUCAAAAAACUAUCGAUUCCAAAGGGGCUGAAUCAUCUGCUUGCCCAUCCGCCUCCAUUUGGUCCAGAUGACGAUCUCAAAGAGAGAGCAAAGAGCACCAGCCAACUGCGCUCGACUCUUCCAGAGACCAGGCAAGAGCCCAGACCUGUUGCUCAGCAAACGGCUCAUCAACCGGCCCACCAACCGGCUCCCUUUUCAGCCGAGGUUCUGCUCCAGCCAGAAUUGCCAAGCACAGCAACUUCAACAGCUAAUCACAGUCCGUCUGUGCCACUUACUUCUUACUCGUAUUCUACUCCGGGUAUUGAAGACAGUUGGAGCCCAGAGUCUUCGUUUGGAGCCAGACCAACACAAAACCACAGAGUUUCCGGUGCAAACACUUUCAAAAAGCGCAAGCUCUCCGACUCCAGCUUGGAAAGGAUACAGGACGUCGGGUUUCAAAAUAACCAAGUUGAUUUGUCUUCCCUUGUUGGAAGAACACAUGAGAUGAUCAACAACAUCUCUACGUGGACUGGUGAGAGUGGUCAACAGUUCCCCAAUAUUGUGAACAAUUUGGCACCGAUCGAGUUGCCGGAGAUGAGGAAGGCAAACCUGGAACUGAUGGUACCUUUUACGGAUGUUCAAACUGAGGAUUUUUGGAGUGGAUGGGAAGAUUUUGGGUUUCUUCCAUGA
This is a messenger RNA of Kuraishia capsulata CBS 1993, 2496 nucleotides long. RefSeq lists its product as uncharacterized. The record is from RefSeq and is a predicted model, not a curated record. Gene Ontology annotation, biological process: positive regulation of transcription by RNA polymerase II; DNA-templated transcription. Lineage: Eukaryota; Fungi; Ascomycota; Pichiomycetes; Pichiales; Pichiaceae. Bases 1 to 2496 code for a protein of 831 amino acids. Gene Ontology annotation, molecular function: zinc ion binding; sequence-specific DNA binding; DNA-binding transcription factor activity, RNA polymerase II-specific. The transcript has a single exon.